Messenger RNA from Lactuca sativa (garden lettuce), 3387 nucleotides. Its product is annotated as sulfatase and phosphatidylinositolglycan class N domain-containing protein. Gene Ontology annotation, molecular function: mannose-ethanolamine phosphotransferase activity. Gene Ontology annotation, biological process: GPI anchor biosynthetic process. The record is from RefSeq and is a predicted model, not a curated record. Lineage: Eukaryota; Viridiplantae; Streptophyta; Magnoliopsida; Asterales; Asteraceae. Gene Ontology annotation, cellular component: endoplasmic reticulum membrane.
AAAUAACGGGUCAAACCAGCAAUACAAAGGCCCGAUCCGUAAUAUUCAAAAGUUUGUUAGGGCAUAAGCAAACGAUACUAACAGUGUGAAGCUGGUGAAGCAAUCAGCAAGAAAUAUGGAAGAACAGGGAAUAUUGGGGGUGAAACCCAGAAAACAAUCAGCAGCUCGGAUCAGAGGAAGACGAUGGUUGAAAAGAAGAGAGAUAUGGCUUGUUGCUCUAGGAAUAGCACUUCAUGCUGUCUACAUGCUCAGCAUUUUCGACAUUUACUUCAAAUCCCCUAUUGUACAUGGCAUGGACCCCGUUUCCCCUCGCUUUACUCCCCCAGCAAAGCGUCUUGUGCUCCUUGUAGCUGAUGGAUUACGAGCCGACAAGUUCUUUGAGCCAGAUUCUGAUGGGAAUUACAGAGCGCCAUUUUUGAGAAGUGUAAUCAAAGGACAAGGGCGUUGGGGUGUUUCUCAUGCUCGUCCUCCAACAGAAUCCAGACCUGGACAUGUUGCAAUCAUAGCAGGUUUUUAUGAGGAUCCUAGUGCUGUCACAAAAGGAUGGAAGGCAAACCCUGUGGAAUUCGAUUCAGUUUUCAACAAGAGUAGGCAUACAUUUUCCUAUGGUAGCCCAGAUAUUGUUCCAAUAUUCUGUGGAGCUUUGCCUCAUAGUUCAUGGAACACCUAUCCUCAUGAGUUUGAAGAUUUUGCUACUGGUAUGCAAGUACAUUACUUAUUUAAAUUAACUGAAGAUUCGUUUUUGUUUCUUAUUAAAACUUCAUUGAUUGUUAUUACAGAUGCAUCUUUCUUGGACGAAUGGUCAUUUGAUCAGUUCAAGAGCAUUGUGAAUAAGUCCAAGGAGGACCCAAAACUCAAAAAGCUAUUUCAACAAGAUCAAGUUGUUAUAUUUUUGCACCUUCUUGGUUGUGAUUCAAAUGGUCAUGCACAUCGCCCUUACUCUUCUAUAUAUCUCAACAAUGUCAAAGUUGUUGAUCGUAUUGCUGAAGGUGUUUAUAAUCUUCUUGAAAACUAUUUCAAAGACAAUCAAACAGCAUAUAUAUUUACAGCAGAUCAUGGCAUGAGUGAUAAAGGAAGUCAUGGAGAUGGGCAUUGGUCAAAUACAGAUACACCACUUGUUGUAUGGGGGGCAGGUGUCAAGCAUCCAAGGCCCUCAUCAUCACAUAAUCAUCAAAAUCACGGUGAAAGAUUUGUUGAUGAACAUGAUAUGCAUGAUACACCUACACCCACUGAUUGGGGUCUCAAUAACAUAGAAAGAGUGGAUGUGAAUCAAGCUGAUAUUGCACCAUUGAUGUCAACUCUCAUUGGCUUGCCAUGUCCUGUUAACUCAGUUGGAAGUCUACCCCUUGAUUACAUGGAUUUAAACAAGGGUGAUGAAGUUGAGGCUGUGUUAGCUAAUACAAAGCAAAUUCUCAGCCAAUUUCUUCGUAAAUCACAACUAAAGCAAGAAAGCUCAUUUAGAUUCAAACCAUUUGAGCCUCUAUCUCAUCAUGCUUCAAUUUUGGAACAAAUUGAGUCUCUCAUAUCUAAUAAAGACUAUCCACAUGCAAUGCAACUAUCCCAAAAUCUUAGAAGCUUGGCUCUAAAGGGACUCCACUACUUCCAAACUUAUGAUUGGUUCAUGCUAAUGACCGUUAUAACCCUGGGCUACAUUGGCUGGAUGGUUUGUCUUAUUCUCCACGUGUUGCAAGCUUAUACAUCUUUGCCUGGAAAAAUCUUGAAAAAAGAGGAAGCAGUUUUUACAAGAGACCUUCCAUCAAAGGUGUACCUAUGUGGAAGUCUUGUAAUGGCAUCGGUUUUUGUUGUGCUAUAUUUGGAACACUCGCCUCCACUCUAUCACGCGUAUUUUGCAAUGACAGUGUUUCUUUGGACAAAUAUAUUUAGUGAAUAUCGAUUCCUUAAAGCUUUUUGUAGAUACUUACAAGAAAAAGAAUCUUACCAUGUCUUUGAACUCUCUGCUACCUCUCUUGUCUCCAUCAUCAUUCUUGAAUUACUAGUGAAAAGCUUCACUAACAGAGUUAUCUACACCUGGUGUUUUUUAAUUUUUGGGGUCAUUUCUCCACUCUAUCUUUUUAAAUCAAUCCCAUCCAAAUCUGGGAUUCCAGUUUUUUUGUGUGUAGCAUGUUGGUUUUUAUCAAUUUUUACCUUGAUGCCUGCAGAGAUUCCUGACAAUACAUUUCUAGUAUCUAUGAGUGGAGUUAUAAUUAUUGUAAUAGGAGGAGUUAGUAGGUAUUUAGACAUGCAUACAAAAGACAACAAGUAUUGGCUUUAUCUCAUAAACCAUGUCUCAAAACCUAAGUUCCCCUUCCUAUUUCACUUACAGGCCCUUUUAGUUGGUUUAGCAUCUGUGUUGGUGUACAUCUCAACAUCUCAUAGAACAGAAAACCGUGAACUUCUUCCAUUACAUCAACUCAUGAAUUGGUCAAUUGCUGGUUUAUCCAUGGUGCUCCCACUAUUCUCUGCAACUGAUCUACUCUCUCGGCUUACUUCCAUAUUCCUUGGUUUUGCACCUCCUUUUCUAUUAUUAUCCAUCGGAUAUGAAGCUGUAUUCUAUGGGGCUCUUGGUCUUGCACUUUUUGGAUGGAUACUUUUCGAAAACACGCUUCUCUAUGUCAAAAAGUCAAACAAAUCUUUGACUUCCUUUGAAGCUGAAAAUGAAAACAUACUUCUUGAGGAAGGUGAUAGAUGCCUAAAAUUAUCUGAUAUGAGAAUUCCAAUAGUUUUUAUGGUGUUCUUCAAUAUAGCAUUUUUCGGAACCGGUAAUUUUGCAAGUAUUGCCAGUUUCGAGAUUUCGUCUGUUUAUCGGUUUAUCACAAUAUUCAGUCCGUUUCUCAUGGCUGCCUUGCUUAUUUUCAAAUUGUUCAUCCCAUUCAUGCUUGUCAUAUGUGCAUUUAGUGCAAUAACUAAAUUAGUGAGAGUUCCACGUUUGGGAUGUUACUUUCUUGUUAUUUUAUGCUCGGAUGUUAUGACAAUUCACUUCUUCUUCUUGGUGAAAAAUACGGGAAGUUGGAUGGAAAUUGGCAAUAGUAUUAGCCAUUUUGGAAUUGUGAGUGCUCAAGUUGUUUUUGUUCUCUUGCUUUUUGCACUCACAAAUAUAUACACAAAAGAUAUCCAAACUCGAUCAAAAAAUCAAGUUUCUCAAAAAACUAUGUAGUUUUUGUUAUGUUCAGUCUUUUAUAGAAUUCUCAUUUGUUAUAAUAUAUUUAAGAGACUUUGUAAAAGGGCGUUUUCGACAUUUUGCCCAUUAGUUAUUACUUUAUAAAUGAUUAUUUUCGUUAGGAAUGAUAUACGGUGAGACAGAACAUCUUUGGAGGGUUAUUUGAUUAUAAUGUGUAACAUAGACUCUUAAAUUUUUAUAUCGAAAUAAAGCUGUGUUUAUUUUAUUUA